UAUAAUAAUACGAUGAACCCAGUUUAAAUUGCCAAUCCAGAUUGAUUGCCGGCAACCAAACGCAACCUAUAAAAUAUCUCCGGCGUCGCUGCUUGUAUUGAUUCUCGGCCCGAGAGAGCAACACUCACUACCCAUCCCGGAUUCCGCUAUCAGAUUCUUUCCCCUUGCGAGCCGUUCCAGUUUAUAGGGUUUCUGUAAUCCAACUUUGGUUCUCUGACUGUUUUGCGGGUCAUUUUCCGGAUAUUCUCCCAUGGGUCGCCAACCUGAAGUUCUUUGGGCACAGCGUUCUGACAAGAUUUACUUGACUGUUUCUUUGCCGGACGCCACGGAUGUGUCUGUGAAGAGCGAACCUGAGGGAUUGUUUAGUUUCUCAGCUGUUGGGGCUCAAGGCGAAUCUUUCAGCUUCAGCCUGAAGCUAUAUGAUACUAUUAGUCCAGAGGGUAGUAAAACAAAUAUUGGAUUGCGAAACAUAAUCUGCUCAAUCCAGAAAGAGAAGAAAGGUUGGUGGAAGCGACUGCUGAAAUCAGAGGAAAAACCUGCUCCUUAUAUUAAGGUCGAUUGGAAUAAAUGGUGUGAUGAGGAUGAGGAAGAAUCUGCCCUGU
Molecule: messenger RNA, 602 nt
Organism: Elaeis guineensis (African oil palm)
Lineage: Eukaryota; Viridiplantae; Streptophyta; Magnoliopsida; Arecales; Arecaceae
Source: RefSeq, a predicted model, not a curated record